UUUUUAUCUUAUAAUAAAAUAUAAUCGUUAGAGUUGUGUAAUAAUUUGUUAUUUAAGCAAUAUAAUUUUAGUAAAAUGUAUAUUUAGUUCCUUUUUUUUAAUUUCUGUCACGUUUCCGUAAAACUUGUACGUACAGCAAGGAGAGUUUUUCUCAUAAGCAUCAUUUAUUUUCUCACAUUUAUGUACAAACUGUAUAAUUAAAAGGUCUAAACAUUUUAAAACAAGUUAUCAACACCUGAUUUAUAAUUAUAGAAACACAUUUAGUGCUCUUAAUAACAUGGCAGUGUCUGAAAAGCAUGAUUAAUUUUAUUUCAUUAUUGUCGUUUAUUGUCAUUGUGUUGUAAUUUUCAGUUGUUACUUUUUAAUUAUUUAAAGUUGCUUGUGCAAUUUUAGGUUAAUGUUGAAAUAAUGACUACCCGUAAUGGCGUACUGAAAAAGGAGAGAGGAAAACAGUUGCCACUGCAUGUUUCGCCAUUGUACUCCAAAAGACAACUUUUACAGGCAGCUGAAAGAAAACUGAGAACAUUUUUUUAAUAUUUCUGAUGAGCCAUACCAACUUUUACAUUAUAAUGGGUCAAUUGUAGAUAAAGUACCUGGAAAUGAAAAACCAUUUAUGUUACAAGAUUUUAAGGAUGCCAUUGGAAAACCAUUUAAUAGACUUAGCUUUUUCAUCUGCACUGAGAAAGAAUACAGUGAACUUAGUAAGUAAGAAAGAAAUAAGCAGUUAUAUUUUUUGGCUUUUGUUUUAUUCAGAUUACAGGAUCAUUCCUGUAUUUCUUAGUUUUCAUUAUAACAAACAUUUUGAGCUUCUUACUUUAUUUGACUGUCGCCAUAUGAAAUGUACUUUGAUUUUUUUUUAUUAAAAUGUAAUUCCUGAUGGCAUUGCAUUAGAUAUGAUGAUCUAAAGACUGAAUACUAUGGCCUACUACUGUUAAUUCUGUAUUCAGUUUGUCUCAUUGCAAAUUGCUUUAUGUAAAAAUGCAUUAAAAUAUUACUUUUGAACUUUUGUACCAGAGAAUAAACUUGAAUGUAAAUGCAGUUGGGAAAACAUAACUAAUUUUAUUUGUACUCACGUCCAAAGUUGUGCAGUGUGAUCUACUGAAAAAUAAAGAAUUUACCAUCCUGUUAAGAAUGUACAUACUGUAUAACUUAUUCAUUGUGAUGGUGACAUAAUUUGUUGAAGUAGUAAUGUCCAUAUUAUGUUCACAAAGUAUUUCCUUUUUUUGUAGGUAAGACUGAAGAUAAUGAUAAUGAAGUAGUAGUUUAGCCAAAACAUUCUGAAGAAGAUUCAUUGAAUGACACACUGGUAUUUAAUGGUUAACUCGGUCGUAUUUUUAAAAGAUAUGUGAUAGAGAUUGAUUGUUGAAAUAACAUUAAUAUGUCUCCUUAAUUUUUAUAUGUGUGUUUUUAAAGUUGUCAAUUGUUUACUACUAGUUACAUGAGUGAUGUCUCUAAAAUCAUUUAACCUAUGUGCAUCUUUUUUUACUUUAGUUAUGAUCCAAACAAUACGUGUGUUUUUUUUUUUCUCUCUCUUUCCCAAGCUGUGGUUUCAGAGCUCACCAAACACCACAGCCAUUAAGGCCAGCCAUGUGAAUUCACAGAACCAGAUAGAUUCAUCUAAAAAACAAAUGAAGUUUGAUGACGGAGCAGCAGCAAAGGAUGCAAGUGAAAGUGCUUCCAGUAUUGAAAGGGGUCACUGGUACAGAAAUUAUACUGAGGUGUAUGCACCGAUCCUUAUUGAAGAUGAAGAUAGCACAACAGAACAGGAGUCUGUGGAAACUGUGGAAUGAACAUACUGAUUUACAGCUCCUUUUUCUGAAGCCCUUGCCAAUGAUGUACUUUACCAUUGGAAGAAUGAUUGCUGUAUCACUUAUCCAUGGUGGUCCUGUCCCACAGUUUUUAUCUCGUAACCUUGUGAAUUACAUUGUGGGGACUGGUGAGAUUUCUCCAUCAAUUGAAGAUAUAUCAGAUCCUGAUAUUUACAAGGUGCUCCAAAAGAUAAAAAUGGCAUGCUGUCACAACCUUCUGAGAAAUACUAUAGAAGAAAAUGGCAGAAUGCUUCUAAUAGCAGGAUACUUUAACCAAGUUAAAGAAGUUGAUGAAAGAGAGAAACUUGUUCAGGAUUAUCUGGAAUGGUACUUUUUUACAAGAAACAGUCAAUAUAUUGUAAGAUUUAAAGACGGAUUAUCCACUCUCAAUCUACUUGAAAAACUGAAGCAGUAUCCAGGUGUAUUUGUAAACUGCAUGUGCUUUUCUCAAAGUAAGAUCAAUGCAGAAGCCACUGAAAAUAUUUUUAAGAUAAAUUUCAGUGAGGCAGGCAACAGCUGGAGACAUGAGGAAGGAAGAACUGCUGUAUAUUGGGCAGACUACCUCUUGGAUAUUGAAGCCUCAGAUAAAACUUCAACUUGUGAUCCUUCAUUAGAAGACAUUUUAAUGUUUGCAACUGGCCUUCAUGCUAUACCACCAUUAGGACUGCAGGCAAGACCAACAAUUUGCUUUCGCCAUGAUGGGUCACUACUGCCAGUGGCCAACACUUGUGACAAAAUCUUAAUUCUGCCAAUCCAUAAAACCUAUGAUAAUUUUAGAUUUUAUGUUAGUUUUGGAAUUUUAAAUUCACCAGGUUUUGGCCAGUAUUAACCUGAGUCACUUACAGUAUAUACACAUUUCACAGUAAUCUACUGUAAUGUGCAGUCAGAGACACAGCCUGAAAAGCUUUAACAAAGAGUUAGGAGCUACCAUCAUCAGAGUGGGGAUGUAUGCUACAUUCGUUUUGCCCAAAAAGAAUUGGAGGUGAGAAAUCACCCACAAAAAAAGGGAGUAAAGAACCACCUGAGAUGAAACAAGCAAUCCUGUUUCAGAGAACUAGAAAAAAAAGGCAAGACAGCAAAUACGAAGGAUUGUUCACUAUACCUCUGAAUUAAAAAUAGAACCCCUGUCACUGCAAGCUCCCCUUUUCUGCUACAGCAUUUCAUGUCUCUGCCAUUGUACGAUAGCAGCCUUAAUUCUUUACAACUACAUCCACUCAUGAUCCAGUCCUUUCAAUAUGUGAAAUGUAAAGACAGGCUGACAAGCUUCAAUUGAUUUUAGUUAGUUUUAAAAUGUUCAGAGUUCUAAAAAAACUUGAAGUUCUUAUAUAUUUGGAUAAAUAUUUUGGAUGCAGUGAAUUAGUUAUGGAUGUAGUUAACUUCAGGUUAACCAAGGCCAACAGUUUCAUAUUCUGUGUUCUUUAAAAUCACAAAACAAUGUUUCAGACAUUAGACAUCAUUAUAGAAAGUCUACAUGUUAUGCUUCUAAAGUCAAAAGAUUUAUGUAAAAUAUUGAGUUCUCCUUUAUUGAUUAAGCUAAUGUAUAAUUCUGUAACUUUGGAGUCUACAGUUAAGAAAUUAUUUGUUAAAUUAUUUACAAAAUGCUUACAUGAUUGUUGUAUGACCCUAGUUCUUCACAAUCCUCUUUUAUCAAACUGCAUUACAUUUCAUUUGUUUGAGCCAGAGUAAUGUACUAUACACACAUUGGGUACUUAACAGUUUAAAAAAUAAAUAAAUAAAGUUAUCUUUACAAAUCAGCUAUCUCUUUCAGCU
Molecule: messenger RNA, 3578 nt
Organism: Polypterus senegalus (gray bichir)
Lineage: Eukaryota; Metazoa; Chordata; Cladistia; Polypteriformes; Polypteridae
Product: G2/M phase-specific E3 ubiquitin-protein ligase-like
Exons: 7
Coding region: 1639-2637 (332 amino acids)
Molecular function (GO): ubiquitin-protein transferase activity
Source: RefSeq, a predicted model, not a curated record